GUUAGCACAUAUCCAUUUUUGAUCAACCAAAAAUAAGCUAAGAUAAACAAAACCAUAUAAAUCAAUUCUUGAGACCCAUAAUCUAUUUCUCAUCAAAUCCCUCGGUUUUCAUCAUCAAUUCCUAUUGUUCCAUUACAUUCUCAUGGAAGCUGGUACAACUAUUAUGCAGCAAGUACAAGUCAGUGAAGCAGUGUUGGAAAAACAUGUAUACUCUGUUUGGGCUCUGCCACGUGAAGAUGUAAGAGUGAGGGUCAAGAAGUUGAUGGAUGGUCUCCGAUCAGAGUUUGGUGGGCCCCAGUUUGAACCUCACGUGACAGUCAUCGGAGCAAUAAGGUUGACUGAGGCUGAGGCACGUGACAGGUUUAAGAAAGCUUGUGAGACGGUUAAGUCUUAUAGUGCUACAGUUGAGAAAGUUGAUACUGGCACUUUUUAUUAUCAGUGUGUUUAUCUUUUGCUUCAUCCAAAUGCUGAGGUUGUGGAGGCAAGUGCUCACUGCUGCAGUCACUUUGGUUACAAUCGAUCAGACGCAUAUAUGCCACAUUUGAGCCUUCUUUAUGGGGAUUUAACCGAUGAAGAAAAGAAGAAAGCUCAAGACAAGGCUUAUAUGCUUGACGAGGGCAUUUGCAGCUUGAGCUUCCCGAUAUCUCAUCUUGCAUUGUGUAAAACAGACACUGAAGACAAAAGCUGCAAAUCAUGGGAGACAGUCGAGGAGUGCGCUCUUCAGCCCUAACUCUUAUGCUGAAGCUAAUAACAUGUCCCUGAGCCAAAUUUCAUCUUGUUUGCUUUUACCUUACACCUUGAACUGCAGCUGCAAAGGCUGAACUUUGCAAGACUUGUACUACUCUUUUCAUGUGCCAUAAAUAAAAACUUACUUUGGAC
Messenger RNA from Lycium ferocissimum, 879 nucleotides. RefSeq names its product cyclic phosphodiesterase-like. Lineage: Eukaryota; Viridiplantae; Streptophyta; Magnoliopsida; Solanales; Solanaceae. Bases 143 to 730 code for a protein of 195 amino acids. Gene Ontology annotation, biological process: cyclic nucleotide metabolic process. Gene Ontology annotation, molecular function: 2',3'-cyclic-nucleotide 3'-phosphodiesterase activity. The record is from RefSeq and is a predicted model, not a curated record. The transcript is spliced from 3 exons.